This is a messenger RNA of Silurus meridionalis, 1645 nucleotides long. It is a transcript of the gene dnajb6a, whose product is annotated as DnaJ heat shock protein family (Hsp40) member B6a. The transcript is spliced from 9 exons. Gene Ontology annotation, molecular function: Hsp70 protein binding; ATPase activator activity. The coding region runs from base 221 to 1291 and encodes 356 amino acids. Gene Ontology annotation, biological process: protein refolding; positive regulation of proteasomal ubiquitin-dependent protein catabolic process. Gene Ontology annotation, cellular component: cytosol; endoplasmic reticulum membrane. The record is from RefSeq and is a predicted model, not a curated record. Lineage: Eukaryota; Metazoa; Chordata; Actinopteri; Siluriformes; Siluridae.
UAAGACCGGAUGUGACGUUCAUGCAUGCAGGUUAUCUGCAGCAUUUCCGGUGAAUGCGUCAAAACCGACCUGGUAUUUAUCGCUGGAAGUGAGCGCUGUGGAAGGAUAAAACGGAGAGGUGAAGCACCUGGAACCAAGAACACUAACAGGUCGUCGUCUGACCUGAGCAGCGGUACUUUCGUGUGUGUGAGAGAGAGCGCGUGUGUGAGUGUGUGAAGCCAUGGUGGAGUAUUACCAGAUAUUAGGAGUCCCGAAAGACGCCAGUCCUGACGACAUCAAGAAAGCAUAUAGAAAACUUGCUUUAAAGUGGCACCCGGAUAAAAACCCUGAAAACAAGGACGAGGCCGAGAGGAGGUUUAAGGAGAUCUCCGAGGCGUAUGAAGUUCUGUCAGAUGCCCAGAAGCGGCGUGUUUACGAUCAGUAUGGUAAAGAAGGCCUGUCAGGAGGAGGAGGUGGAGGUGGCGGUGGAGGAGGACGGCAUUACCAUAAUGGCGACCCCUUCGAAGGCUUCACGUUCCGCAACCCUGAGGACGUCUUCAGGGAUUUCUUCGGUGGGCGUGACCCUUUCACCGAUUUCUUCGGAGACGAUCCGUUCAGAGACAGUUUCUUCAGCGGAAGUCGCCGGCACCAUCAGCACCAUCAACACCAUCAGCACCGCGGGAUGAGCAGGAGCCGAACAGGAAACUCAUUGUUCUCCAGCGGAUUUGGAGGAUUCGGGGGUUUUGGCGGCUUCACACCUUUCGUACCGACGUUCUCCUCGUUUGAUACAGGUCAGACAUCGCCGGUGUUACCGUUUCAGACCGGUUUUCGUUUCAUUUGCGUAAUCGCUGUGCGUGUUUCAGGUUUCAGCUCUUAUGGCCAAAUGGGACAGAUGGGAGGAGGCGGGUUCACAUCCUUCUCCUCCAGCUCGUUUGGAGGAGGGGGAGGAGGCGGAGGUGGAGGAGGCGGAGGAAGUGGAAUGGGGAACUUCCGCUCUGUGUCCACAUCCACCAAAUACGUCAACGGCAGAAAAAUCACCACGAAAAGAAUCGUAGAGAACGGACAGGAGCGAGUGGAGGUCGAGGAAGACGGCCAGUUAAAGUCUCUAACUAUAAAUGGGCAGGCCCUUGAGUUGGGUCUAGGGGAGGAGCGUAAACAGAACAAGCCUCUUCCUGACUCCUCCUCCACCAGCUCCAACCCCGCCCACUCUCACUCCGCCCAGAGAGAGCGACACACGACCAAAGAGCAAAAUGCAAUGAAAAGGAAAAGACCAACGCUGAAUAGCGAAACAAAAAAGUCCAAAGAGUCGUGAGACGUUUCGAAACGACCGGCGGCGUGAGCGUGGACCUGACGGCGUCACGUCGCGGCGGCCCGAGGGAUUGUUUGUUUGUUUGUUGUUUUUUUUUUUGUUUUUUUGUAGUAAUAAUAAUAGUAGUAGUUAUUAAUGAACUGAAAAAAGGUUUUUGUGUUUGGUGGCGUGAAAAACGUCGUUCGUUUUGCUUCACUAUAAAACGCGUUUGAGGAAUCAUUUCUGAAACAGCCGAUGUAGCUAGAAAUAGGCGUGGAUUAAAGACGUGCUUGUGAUCGCUUGGGUUGUUUGUUUGUUUGUUUGCAGGAAUCUGUAAUAUUUUCUAAUAAACUUUAGUCUGUUCUUUUCCCCCCAAAA